AAAAUCUGCUGUCGAGAUUAGGGGCUGAGAGCGGAAACUUAGAAGUUGCAUGUACGACGUCUGCCGGUGUUCAUCUCAUGAUUAUGUCAACAUUGCAGACCUUCAGCAGACCUUCAUAUCUUUUCUGCAUAUAAUAUCAAAGUUGAUUGAUGAAGUCUAAGAAACUCCAUAAAAAGGAUCAGAUGUUGAUUACAUCAUCAUCGGACUAUGCACAGUGUCAGAAGAAACAGAAUAAUGUGCAGCAGAAAUCCAGUCCUGACUGUGGAACAUCUACAUCAGGAUUAGCCAAAAUGUCUGGCCUAAACACAAACAAGCAGCCGAAUUUCUCCUCUGCUGCUUUUAAAGUUCUUUUUUUCACAUCAGUCAGUCUCUUGCCUAUUAUGCUGAUCCAUCAUGAAGUGGGAGGAGACUGGAUAGCCUUUUUCAAAACGGAAUGGUUGGUGAAGGGAAUAAAAAAAUUUGUGGAACCCCUAGAGUUCACCAAACACCUGGCAUGGCACAACAAGGAGCUUGUAAAGCACUUAGAGUGGCAUGACAAUGUGCAGCAUGUUGUGGUUUUUGAUGCAGGUAGCACAGGGACACGUUUGCAUGUCUACCUUUUCACACCCACGAAGGAUGGAGGAGGUGGUGUAGAAAUGGUCAGCGAAGUGUUUCAGAAGAUAUCACCAGGAAUAUCGAACUAUGCACAUAACCCAGGAGCUGUGGCAGUACAACUGCAGAGUUUGGUGGAUGUGGCAAUGGAAGUUGUGCCAGGAGAUCUGCAUGUGGUCACUCCCUUAAUAUUUAAAGCAACAGCAGGAUUACGACUUCUGGCACCUGAAACACAAAACAGCCUUUUGAAGUCUGUACGAGAGCUGCUCAUCUCCUCUACCAACUUUGUCUUCAGUCCUUUAGAUGUAAAUGUCAUGAAUGGUGUGGAUGAAGGCUUGUUUGGAUGGAUCACAAUCAACUUCUUGCUUGGAAACUUACAGCAGAAUAAGAAGACUGUAGCGGCCAUUGAUUGUGGUGGAGGAUCAGUACAAGUCACUUACAGAGUUCAGCCAGGGGAUUUUUCAUCUUUGAAAGAUGUGGAACAGGUUCAGAUCUUUGAUCUUGACUACAGCCUUUACACUCACAGUUACCUUGGUCAAGGUCUGAAGUCUGCUCGCAUUGCAGUGCUGCAUGCUGUGCCAGAUGGAAGCCUCCUCAGCUAUUGUCUGCCAACAGGCUAUGUAGGCAAGCUGGUCUAUGAUGAUGAAACAGAGUUCACUGUGAGAGGGCCAAAUGCCAGUGUUCCAGAAGGCUGUUGGGAACAAGUUGGUGACUUUGUUAAGCGGAGUGGUUUUUCCCCACAGCCAUCUUUGAUGAAAGAAGAUAUCUAUCUUUUUGCCUUCUUCUUUGAUGUGGCACGGGAUGCAGGCUUAAUAGGACAAGAUCAACAUGAAGUCAUACUGACAUCUCAAGACUACCUUGAUGCAAGUAUAAGAGUGUGUGGAGCCCCAGAACAGAGCAACCCAUUUUUAUGUCAGGAUUUAACCUACAUCGCUCUAAUGCUGCACGAAGGUCUGAAGCUAUGGGACAAAGAAUUACAUGUGGUGGACCAGUUAAAUGGAGGAGAGACUAGCUGGACGCUGGGUGUUGCACUUGCAGCAGUGUCCAAUAGCCAGUCACCUGCAUCACCUUGAUAGUUAAUCUGGUGAAAUGGCGAGAUGGUGUAUUAAUAGAUGAACAAGACUUUUUUUCCUGCUCAAGUGUUGCUUAUUGUAUGGCUUCUGUAGUGUGGAUGAGCAGAUGUCAGGAUAAUCAUGUUUUUGCAGUUUAAUGGAUUAUAUGAAAAUGAAUCUCUAAUGAAAAUUUAAAUACCAAAGUUCUUGGGAUACAAAGCCACCAGGAAUUUCAAUUCUUUAGACACGUCAACAUACUGUGUUGUUGCACAACUAGGACACAUGAUCUCCAGGUUUAUUUAACAUGUAUAAAAUAUUUAUAUUGUAUACAUUGUUCUUAAAUGCUUUAAGCCAUUUACAGCGAACCAGUCAAGUUGUGAUUUGGUGCUCUAAUUAUCAGUGGACAUUUUAUUGCAUGUUGUCAAAGCCAGUCACUUUUAAAGGUGCUAUUGAUGUUAUGAAGGUUGCAGGCUUAUCUUUUUCAAAGCAUCAGGGUAGUAAAAUAAAACGUUAUGUACUGAAAAAGCUUAAAUGGCAUAUAAUUGUGAUUGGUGGUACAGCUGUACUACAUCCAUACUUUAUUUUGGUCACUUUUGACGUGUAUGAUCAAUUUUUUUAUUAUUUACAUUAGAGUUGAAGCAACGUCAGCUACCACACCUGUGCAAUAAAGGCAAGAUCAGCUCAGUA
Molecule: messenger RNA, 2330 nt
Organism: Pomacea canaliculata
Lineage: Eukaryota; Metazoa; Mollusca; Gastropoda; Architaenioglossa; Ampullariidae
Product: ectonucleoside triphosphate diphosphohydrolase 5-like
Exons: 13
Coding region: 150-1664 (504 amino acids)
Biological process (GO): nucleoside diphosphate catabolic process
Cellular component (GO): membrane
Molecular function (GO): GDP phosphatase activity; UDP phosphatase activity
Source: RefSeq, a predicted model, not a curated record